GUAUAGUUCUCAGUAAGUGAGAGCACCUAUUACCGUUUGGACGGAUUGAAAAAUUCGUACGUUCGUGUCGUUCGUCGCGUCCCGCGUCCUCGUUCAGAUACUUUGGUUUCAGUGUCCCUAGAAGAGAUGCAAGAAACCUUUGUCUGGUUGUAAACAUCGUGUUUGAACGUCUACAAAAAGAUUUAGUCAACGAGAAUAAAUUGAUUUAAAGUCAAUCAAUUUUCAAUCAUUUCGAUCGUCGCCUCAGUUUCGCUGAAACUUCAAAGCGCGACUGAAAAGAAUUUCAUUUGGUUGUAUUAUACCGCUGGAAAAAUAUCGUUUCGAAUGAACUCGACGCCAAAAAUCAGCCGCUUUCGGAUUUGAUAAAGAGUAUAAAACAGUGACGGGAUUCUCCCAUGAAAUUGUAGUUUGUUUUUAUUUGGCGAAUCUCGACGAGGGAAACACAGUCACUAAAGGAAAAUGGCGAACGGAUAUGAUGAGUGUUAUGACGCGACCUGGCAUCUGUUUCCGCCGGACUAUGCGGAGGACGAGUACAGAAUAUUGGAGAGUAUAAAAAUGCCCAGAACAAGUUUCCAUAUCCAUGACAUCCUGCAGCUCGAUUCCAAGCCGUCGCAGGAGGAAACGGAGGUUCAAGGUAACACGACGGUUCUACCGAACACGAACGAUGUCCCGUCAGCUUAUCAGCAGUUCUUCGAGCACACGACGGCCAUGUUGCAACCCGCGUUAUACGCGAAUCUAAACAGAGGGACGUUACCACCGCCGCCACCUGGUCUCCUCGGAUGGCCGGCUGGACCGACGUUACCUACUACCCUGCCUCAGCCCUUGGAAGAAGUGAAUGUGCUCCAGCAGCCGGACUCCACCAGCCCGACGAUCUCUGACCUGUCCUUCGCCCCGAAACAAGAGACCAACCACGAGUGUAAGGAGGAAGAAUCAGCGGACUUCGAGGACGAGCAGCAGAACAACGAGACCCAGCCCCACGAAACCGAGCACAAGAAGCGAAAACGGCGGGUGUUGUUCUCGAAAGCGCAGACGUUCGAGCUGGAAAGACGUUUCCGUCAGCAGAGAUACCUGAGCGCGCCGGAGAGAGAGCAUUUAGCGUCGAUAAUCCGACUGACGCCGACGCAGGUGAAGAUCUGGUUCCAGAAUCAUAGGUACAAGACGAAGAGGGCGGCUACCGAGAGGGUUGAAGCUGGCGGAAGCGGAUGUUCGCCUAGAAGAGUCGCCGUGCCGUUACUAAUUAAGGAUGGCAAGCCCUGCCAGUCGAAGCUGAUGGAGCCAACAGCGUAUCCUCCAGCUGGACAAGUACCAAUGCCACCCUACAUGCAGAAAUCUUACUGGUGGUAAAAAGAAGCUGUCUAACUCGCGUGAACGUCUCUGAAUGAUUGUCGUUGACACUGGAACGUCUAGGUAGCUGUAGAUUAGCUGAUGCGACGAGGAUCGGAAGCUUCUUGGUGUAUUGGCGAAUAUUUAACACAUGGAUGAGAAGCUAACAGACCUGGCUACGAUGACGAUUUGAAGGCAAGUCUAUCGGUUGUUGAUGUUCCUACGGUGUUUGAAGAAUGAAGAGGUGAGAUGAAGAUUGUAAUGGGAGUGAGUCUUUGUUAGAAAGAUCAUGGAUGAGUUGACCGAAGAAUAACCUUCGCGUACAAUCGAGCUAAGUGAAUCAUCCAAGUUGAGUUGCUUGAACAGUGUCAAGUAAACAUCACACAGAUACAAGUCUGGUAUUUCCAAAAGAGUUAUCAGGCUCUGAGUAAUAUCAGAGUCGAGUGAUUUGUGCAGAUAACUCUGGUUCCACAUACGGGAGCGUCGACGAAGUUGUUUCGGGACAAUCAAAUGGACACUAGUGCAUCAGUCUCAGCAAGAUAGUUAAUUAUCAAUCAAUACUGCUAGUUUAAAUAUCGUUCAUCGAUACCGACAGAUGAUAGAAUCUAAAAAUGCCGAUCAGAAAGAACUGCAAUGAUCAUCUUGCGUUGGAUGAACUGCCAAGACGAAGCUUUCGAUGUAUUCUCGUCGAUGACCAAUGAUCCUGCGCGCUAACGUUAAUGAGGAAAACGACGAUCAACGCGAAAAAACGCAGAGACCUCUGUACAACUUGUAUUGUGAGAGAAAAGUGUCGUUUAGAAGGACUUUAUGGUGAUCGGACAACGACGACAAGAUGGCGGGUCGCGACGGAGGGAGAAAAUGGCGCGGGUUCGCGCGAUACCAAAGAUAGCUCGCGAUCACGGUGAACAUAACUGCCGGACGAGUCGCGGGAAAGUGAUCUAGCGCAAAUAAAAUAGAUAAGUUAAAUCGAGAUACGUAGAGUCGUUAGAUAAAGUAAUUCACUGUUCAGAAGUUGGUAGAUAUUUCGUUUCUCCGUUCUCUUUCUUUGUACAAAAUGGUCGCCCGUAGCGUGGGCAUUAGUUGGUGUAGCGUGUGUGUGUCGAGACGUCGCGUUCGUACUUUUAAAACGUAACUUUUUCCAAUCGUAAUUCGUGUCCAUGAUGACCCGUGCGAGGGACAAAAUAAAGGGAUAGUCGAGCGUUUCUCUCGAUGGGAAGAGAGAGAAAAAGAGAAAAAGGAAGAGCCAUGACGAUUGUUUGUCGCUUAUGUAACUCGAACACCUCGCUUUCUAUCAAUCUAAUCGCGAUAACCAGAUAAAAAACGAUAAAAUACAAUUUCUCUUCGGACGUAGCAAGAAAUCAUUUUACGGAGAAUAAUUGUUGAACAGGUUGAUCAGAAUUUUGAACGUUUCGAGAACGUUUGAGGCGUUCGAGUAUGUUCCCCACUGUAAUUUCAUUUCGAUGUUCGUUCCGGUAACAUGUGAAAUAAAAUAGUAGAAUUUUCAAAACUUCACUGGCAAACUAUUUCGUAGCUGCCCACGACGUUGUUGAUUGUUUAAAUUAUUGUUAGAACGCGUUUGUCUAUGUUCAAGAACUCUUGUGAAAUAACGAAUUGCCAGUUUUUCGUUUAAGUUACCUAUUGAAACGAGCGAUUAUUUUAUUCCGAGCGCGUCAUUCGUGUUAAUUGGGAAUCUGUUUGGAGUCACAUUGUAUAGAUGGUAUAUCGUGGGUGUAACACUUGAACAGUUGAUAAAGAGAUCCCAGUUUAUCGCCUUUAAUUAGGUAGGUUGUAUAUAUGUACAUUAUGUAUAAUACAUAGUAGGUCUAAUAUAUCAGAUACAUAUUUAAUAAAAUCGAAUCUUA
Messenger RNA from Nomia melanderi (Alkali bee), 3185 nucleotides. RefSeq lists its product as uncharacterized. Gene Ontology annotation, cellular component: nucleus. Gene Ontology annotation, biological process: cell differentiation; regulation of transcription by RNA polymerase II. Lineage: Eukaryota; Metazoa; Arthropoda; Insecta; Hymenoptera; Halictidae. Gene Ontology annotation, molecular function: DNA-binding transcription factor activity, RNA polymerase II-specific; RNA polymerase II cis-regulatory region sequence-specific DNA binding. The record is from RefSeq and is a predicted model, not a curated record.